UCACCUCCUACCUCGAAGUGCAAAAGAAGAGUUUUAUCCCACAGUGUCUUUGCCCUGUCUUGACCUUGAGAAGGGCAUGUGGCUUUCCACUUCUGAGACAGCAAUAGGGAACAGUCACAGUGGAAAGUGUGGAGGUUUUUCUCAACGUAAUUUUUUUUCCAGUGGGUCUUCAGGUAUCACAGCCAUUCUGUGAAAUCGAUUUGAGAGGCUGCACUUUGUUCUGGUGUGGCUUGUUCAACUGUAAGGAAGAAACCUGAUUUAUGUAUGUCUGGCUCAAAGCCUAGCUUAGAGCAAGAAUGUGACCCUCAAACCUUGCAAGCUGGAAAGUCUAUCUGUCUGCCACUAGCCGAGCAACAGAGGGAAUACACCGGUGAGAAUUUUCACUUAUCCUUUCAGCUGGAGCAGAGAAGCCUUGGUCUGUGCAGGAGCACCGUGGCAACACUGCAGCAUAAAUUAGUGAUUUCCUAAAUCAAAAUACCUGUUAUUGCCAGAAAAAUGCCUUCCUUGAGGGGGAAAGCACAGACUGUCUUGGGCCCUGUGGAGCCAGAGCACCUUGGCUAUACAUUGACUCAUGAACACUUAGCCAUGGACUACAGCUGCAGUUUUUCACCACCUUCUCCAGGUCAAGAGCCUCUGUCUGAUGGGCCCAUUGAGAUGAAGAAUUUGUUUUGGAUUAAGCAAAAUCCCUACAGCCAUAAAGAAAACCUUCUUCUGUAUCAGGAAACAGAUGCUGUGAAGGAGGAGCUGUUGCGUUUUAAAGCAGCAGGUGGUGGGACGAUUGUGGAAAACACGACUACAGGAAUUGGUCGAGAUAUGAAUACUUUGAAGAAACUUGCUGAAGAAACUGGAGUCCAUAUUAUUGCUGGGGCUGGGUUUUAUGUGGAUUCUACUCAUUCUUCUCAAACACAGGCCAUGACAGUGGAGCAGCUUACAGGCAUUAUUGUUGAUGAGAUACUCAAGGGAGCGGAUGGGACCGACAUCAAGUGUGGUGUGGUGGGAGAAAUAGGUUGCUCCUGGCCUUUGACUCAGAGUGAACACAGAGUGCUGCAGGCAACAGCACAGGCUCAGUCACAGCUCGGGUGCCCCAUUAUCAUCCAUCCUGGCAGGCACAGCGAUGCACCUUUCCAGCUUAUCCGCAUUCUGCAGGAAGCUGGGGCUGAUGUUUCAAAGACAGUCAUGUCUCACCUCGACAGGACCAUAUGUGAUACAAAGAAACUUCUGGAAUUUGCUGAACUUGGAUGCUAUUUAGAGUACGACCUAUUUGGUACAGAAUUUCUUCAUUAUCAGUUCCAUCCUGAUACUGACAUGCCGAGCGACAAUGACAGAAUUACAAGGAUUCGUAUACUGGUCGAUGAAGGCUAUGAAGACAGAAUUCUGAUGGCUCAUGAUGUGCAUACUAAGCAUAGGUUGAUGAAAUAUGGAGGCCAUGGAUAUUCACAUAUCCUUAAAAAUAUAGUUCCUAAAAUGCUGAUUAGAGGCAUAUCCCAAGACAAAAUUGAUAAAAUACUCCUAGCAAAUCCAAAGCGGUGGCUGACUUUUAAGUAGGAAUAAUGAAUAAACAUUCUUAUUUUAUAGGGAACCUUGAUAAAAUUCACGUUUGUUUCAGGAGAGCAGUCAUUUUAAAACAUGGUUCUUUUCAGAGAAGCUGGAAGUUAUUAGUUAGAUGUGAACAAACCGAUUAUGAUUUUUCUCUUUAAUGAGAAAAACAAAAUAAUAUCUAUCCUCUCUGCAUUUUCUCCCUUCUAAAAGUCUAUUCAUGAAUAAUUUACCAGAUGUGAGCCUACCUGCAAAAUCUUUUCUAUUGAAAUUUUAAAAUUAUUGUUUCUACAAGGUAAUCUAAUACUACUAUUAAAUGUUACCCAAAGUAGUAUUGAAGAUGCAUCAUCUGGAUUUUGAAGGAAAUUACAGUUUUCAAUUAAAUUCUCCUUCUCCAGGGGGUGAUUUUAAUCCUUGUAAUAUUGACAAUGUUCUAAUUAUCCUUAUAUUCUUUAAAUAAUGCUUGCUAAAAGGUCUGUGACUUUUACAUAGCUUCCACAGACAACAGAAGGCAAAAAGAAUCUCAAGUAAUUCUAAAAAGAUACUGUUUCUUUCUAGUUCAUCAACUUAAUUUUAACUGAAAGUGCAAAAAUUACUGUGAAAUAUAUUUCUGAAUAAAGCAAUUUGAUGACUUCUUAAACUA
Molecule: messenger RNA, 2179 nt
Organism: Strigops habroptila (Kakapo)
Lineage: Eukaryota; Metazoa; Chordata; Aves; Psittaciformes; Psittacidae
Gene: PTER
Product: phosphotriesterase related
Exons: 7
Coding region: 496-1545 (349 amino acids)
Biological process (GO): catabolic process
Molecular function (GO): hydrolase activity, acting on ester bonds; zinc ion binding
Source: RefSeq, a predicted model, not a curated record